Scatophagus argus is the source of this 1806-nucleotide messenger RNA. RefSeq names its product tRNA methyltransferase 5 (gene trmt5). Gene Ontology annotation, cellular component: mitochondrial matrix; cytoplasm. The record is from RefSeq and is a predicted model, not a curated record. Bases 133 to 1554 code for a protein of 473 amino acids. The transcript has 5 exons. NCBI's taxonomy places the organism in Eukaryota, Metazoa, Chordata, Actinopteri, Scatophagidae. Gene Ontology annotation, biological process: mitochondrial tRNA methylation; tRNA N1-guanine methylation.
CUUUCCGUCGCAUUUUAUACGUCAGAAAGAACUCUGGCCAAUCAUGAACUGACUCUCCGCUCAUCUCACCAAUCACCAAUCGGCUCCGGUCGACCACCGAUGACGUAAUUGAGGCAUGCGGGAGAGCCGAGUAUGUUGAGUCUCUUUGGCAGAGCCUUCGCAUCAUUACUAAGUCAAAGAAGUCUGAAAGCUGCCCCCGUGCACCGGAGCUUUUGCUCUGCAGCCUUAGCUUGUUCUGGCUUGUCCGUGAAGCCCGUAAUGGAGCCUAAACUGUACCGACCUCCUCCAGAGGUCCGGGGCAUGACCUCUCUGGACAAAGAGGCGUUCACACAGACCAUUACUGUUCCAGCUCUGCGGGUGCCCACUGGGGUCUUAAACAAAGUGGUGAAGAGUCUGAGAAAGUCGGCCAUCCAGCGCCCAGGGGUGCCCAGAGUGGUACAAGACAAAGAGGAGAGUAGUGACUUUCGUUUGGUCCUUUUGGAUCCCCGUAAAGUGUCCGCGCCAGGCUCCUUCAGUGAGGCGGAGGCUGAAGCUCUGAGGUCAUUUGGUGUCGCUGAGGAGCUGCAGUACUAUGAGCUGAAGCUCACCUAUCACAACCUGAAGAGUGAAGAAGUACUGGAGGCUGUGCUCCCUCAGGGUCAGGACGUGACCUCUGGGUUCAGCCGGGUGGGACACAUUGCCCACAUGAACCUGAGGGACCACCAGCUGCCUUACAAGAACCUGAUAGGUCAAGUCAUCAUGGACAAAAACCCUGGUGUUACCUGUGUGGUCAAUAAGACAAACAUUAUUGACUCCACUUACCGCAACUUCAAGAUGGAGGUGCUAGCUGGAGAGGAUAACAUGGUCGCCAAAGUGAAAGAAAAUGGGGUGACGUAUGAGUUUGACUUUUCUUGUGUGUAUUGGAACCCCCGACUGAGUACAGAGCACCAGCGUGUGGUGCAACUCGUCAAACGUGGUGACACCGUGUUUGAUGUGUUCGCUGGCGUUGGACCUUUCGCCAUUCCAGCUGGCCGCUCAGGAGCCAAUGUGUUGGCCAAUGAUCUCAACCCAGAGUCCUACAAAUGGCUACAGCACAACUGCAAACUCAACAAGAUGGAGAACAAAGUCAGAACCUUUAACCUGGACGGCAGAGCGUUCAUCCAGGGACCCAUGAAGCAGGAGCUGCCAGCGCUGCUCAAACAAAAACCCAGCGUUCAUGUAGUGAUGAACCUGCCCGCCUUGGCUCUGGAGUUCUUGGAUGCAUUCAGGGGUCUACUGCACCAGGAGCAUGUCUGUGAGGAGAAUCUACCCACAGUGCACUGCUACUCCUUCUCUAAAGAUGACAACCCUGAGAAAGAUGUGGUGGAAAGGGCUUCCCACAGCCUGGGAUUCCCUCUGCAGAACCGAUGCUCUGUGCAUUUUGUGCGUAAUGUAGCACCCAACAAAGAAAUGAUGUGUGUGAGCUUCACACUCCCUAAAGAAGUCCUCUUCAGCAACGAUCAUGAACAGACAGAGUCUUCAGGAGAACCGGCUCCAAAGAGACAGAAGUGUGAGGAAGCUACAGAUUCAACAUAAUCAUCAUAUCGACCGGUCACCAAAGGAAUGGAAGGGACAUUUGAGGGUUGUUUUUUAUUUACUAACUACAUUUUACUGAUGCUUUUAUUGCAGAUGUUGCUGCAUUUUGUCAUGAGAAAUCAUGACCCAGCUUUACUUAAGUAAAUGGCUUCCUUCUGUCCAUAACAGAAUGUAUAAUGUCUAUUAUAUUCAGAGCUUGACAUCAUAUGUCCUAAGUUGUUUCACUUUGAAAUAAAUCUAUCAAGUAAUGGA